Prorocentrum cordatum is the source of this 1606-nucleotide messenger RNA. Lineage: Eukaryota; Dinophyceae; Prorocentrales; Prorocentraceae. The record is from the annotation of a GenBank genome assembly.
AUGCGUAAUGUGCCUCGCCUGCGGGGUGGGGCGCACCCAAUCCUGGGGAUUCUGCCAGUGCUCCUCAGGAAUCUCAAGCGACUCAACGACUAUUUCGAGGAGAACUCGUGCGGAAUGGCGGUGGCCCAGUGGACGGGGCCGGUGUGGGAGCCCCAGGGUUUGUGGGUGGUCGUGCGCAGCCCCGAGGUCGUGCGCCACGUGCUGAAGGACGGCUUCGACCAGAUCACCAAGUCCAGCCCUCGGGACGACUGGCUGAUGCACCUCUUCACGCAGUUCCUCGGGUCUGGUAUAUUCACGCUGAGGCACGGCAGCGGGGCAAGCGACGGAGGGGCAGCCUGGAAGGAGCAGCGCAAGAUCGCGGCUAACAUCUGGCUGCGCUGCCGCGCGUAUCGACCGCUGGGCAACUUCAACUCGAACAUGGCGGACGUGUUUAUCGCCAAGGCAAAGAAUCUGCGGAACUGCCUAAAGUCUGGACAGGUCGUCGAUAUGCAGCUUUGCUUCUUCAACUUCACAAUGGACAGCAUAAUGAAGAUCUUCUUCGGCGAAGACGGUGAUACAAUCGCUGGCAAGCCGAACGCGUUUGGAGCAGCGUUUGACGAUGCACACCGGAGUUUUUUCCAGUACUUCCUCACAUCGUUGCCGUUCUUACAGCUUUCAGAUUUUUUCCCCUGGCCGUUCGGAGGAAAGGAUGGCCUCCUUAUGUGGUGGCACGGUCGACUCAGUCGCGUGUACCAGCAGUUUGUAUCCAGCGUGUCAGAUCUCGAUACGGAAUCGGAGCGCAUCAUCGAGAAGUGCCGGGCAGACCCUGCACUCUCAACACGCAAAGACCUCCUUGCCCUUUUUCUGCAGGCCGCGAAGCGGGAAGGUUCGACCGUCUGCCAGUCGACACAGUACCUGCGAGACGUCGUGCUGAAUUUCGUCAUCGCCGGGCGCGACACCACAGCCUGCACCCUGUCCUGGAUGUUCUACAUCUCGGAGGGCUGCCCUGCGGCCUGGGCCAGGCCCACCUCGUGGCAGCACCCGAACCUCCUGAGCACCCAUCCAGACAUCCAGCGCCGCAUCCUCGAGGAGGUGGACCGCUGCGCUCCCCUGGGCACCGAGCCGACGCUCUCGCAGCUGCACGCCUCCAACAUGCCCCAGCUGCACGCGCUGCUGUACGAGGCGCUCAGGCUGUACCCUCCGGUGCCCCUCGACAUCAAGGAGGCGUCCGAGGACCUCACCCUGCCAGACGGCUCGCGGCUGCCAAAGGGCUGCAGGAUCAUGUACAUGCCCUGGGCGAUGGGCCGCGACCCCGAGCUGUACCCGCAGCCAGAGACGGUGCGGUUGGAGCGGUGGAUACCCUUCAAGCAGCCGCAGCCUCACGAGUUCCCAGUCUUCCAGGCAGGCCCGCGCAUCUGCCUGGGUAUGGACAUGGCGAUCUUCGAGGCGAAGCUGGUGGCUUGCAUGCUCCUGCAGGAGUUCAGCUUCACCCUCCUGCAGGGAGAGGAGGAGAAGAUUCACUACAGCCCCGCCAUCACCAUGUCGAUAUGCAACUCCAAGGAUCAGGACUCCCACAACCUCUGGCUCGUGCCGCAGCAGCGCGGGGGCUCACCUGUGGCCGGGGCCG